UCCUCCUUCGCGCCCUUAUCCAAGGACUCGUUGAUGCUUCACCGUCUUCGUUUUCUUAGAGAGUUUCAUGGCGAAAAACCCUUCCAAUGGGAAUAUUCUCCAGCAAUUGAGAGAUGGAACUGCCCACUUCGAGCUUGUCUCUUCGCCUGUUUCCUCAAUUUCACCACCAACCUCCAACUUUCGUUCCGCAGCUUUCCUUCGAGAUAACACUCAUCGAUUCUUCGCUAGAAUUGGAUCCCCAUUAGCCACAGGAUCACCCGCAACCAAGAAAGUCGAGCAUUAUUCGGUUCACAGAGUUACUGGAGAUGGCCGCUGUCUAUUUCGAGCAUUGGUCAAAGGGAUGGCUUUCAAUAAAGGUAUCACUCUCAGCCCUGGGAAUGAGAAAGCUGAUGCAGAUGAUCUGCGAAUGGCUGUAAAAGAGGUUAUGUGUGAUAAUGGUAAAGAGCGUCAACAGUAUGAAGAAGCCUUGGUUGCAAUUACAGUAGAGGAGUCCUUGAAGCGUUACUGCCAACGCAUUCAGCGACCUGAUUUCUGGGGUGGAGAGUCAGAGCUUCUGGUGCUAUCAAGGUUGUGUCGCCAGCCAAUCAUUGUUUAUAUACCAGAGCAUGAGCAUACAAAUCGGGGCUGGGGUUCUGGUUUUAUUCCCAUAGCAGAGUAUGGAUCUGAGUUCCGCAAAGGGUCCAAAAGAGGAAAAGCAAGGAAAGUUGUGAGGCUCCUUUACAGUGGUAGCAACCACUACGAUCUACUUCUCUAAUAACUCAUCAUGCAAGAUGGAAGAAAUAACCAUGUUUAUUGCCCAAAAGAGGAAAAUAUCGGUUUGUAAUACAAAUCUGUUUAACUCCAUACAACAUGUACAAUUUUGCUAUGUGAGUUUCUAUAGGGUCAAUUAUUGUCCCUGGAGAUUCCAAACUCCCAAUUCACCCCUCGUACGUUUACCGAAUUUGUUUGUCACGUUGCACUUGCGGCUUUAGCUGCUAUGA
Messenger RNA from Rubroshorea leprosula, 980 nucleotides. Lineage: Eukaryota; Viridiplantae; Streptophyta; Magnoliopsida; Malvales; Dipterocarpaceae. The record is from the annotation of a GenBank genome assembly.